Hirundo rustica (Barn swallow) is the source of this 7947-nucleotide messenger RNA. RefSeq names its product potassium voltage-gated channel subfamily Q member 3 (gene KCNQ3). Gene Ontology annotation, biological process: transmembrane transport; potassium ion transport. The transcript has 15 exons. Lineage: Eukaryota; Metazoa; Chordata; Aves; Passeriformes; Hirundinidae. Gene Ontology annotation, molecular function: voltage-gated potassium channel activity. Bases 4 to 2556 code for a protein of 850 amino acids. The record is from RefSeq and is a predicted model, not a curated record. Gene Ontology annotation, cellular component: membrane.
ACCAUGGGGCUGAAGGCGCGGCGCGGCGCGGCGGGCGGUAGCGCGGCCGGCGGGGCGGCGGCGGCGGCGGGGCGGCGAGCGGCGGCCGGCGGCGACCCCGAGCAGGGCUCGCUGGCCCUGGGCAGCGGCGGCGACCGCGACGGGACGCUGCUGCUGGAGGGCGGCGGGAAGGAGGAGGGCGGCAAGCGGAGCCCGCCGGGCCUGGGGCUGCUGGCGAAGACCCCCCUGAGCCGCCCGGUGAAGCGGAACCACGCCAGGUACCGCCGCAUCCAAACUUUGAUCUACGACGCCCUGGAACGACCCCGCGGCUGGGCGCUGCUCUAUCACGCCUUCGUAUUUCUGAUUGUCCUGGGGUGUUUGAUCUUAGCUGUCCUGACAACUUUCAAGGAGUAUGAAACAGUUUCUGGAGACUGGCUCCUCUUGCUGGAAACCUUUGCCAUUUUCAUAUUUGGAGCAGAGUUUGCCUUAAGAAUCUGGGCUGCUGGCUGUUGCUGUCGCUACAAAGGAUGGAGGGGGAGACUCAAAUUUGCCAGGAAGCCUUUGUGCAUGCUGGAUAUCUUUGUGCUGAUUGCUUCAGUGCCAGUGGUUGCUGUUGGGAACCAGGGCAAUGUUCUGGCAACGUCCCUCAGAAGCCUCCGCUUCCUGCAGAUCCUACGGAUGCUCCGCAUGGACAGGCGAGGCGGCACUUGGAAACUUUUAGGAUCAGCUAUUUGUGCACAUAGCAAAGAACUCAUUACUGCUUGGUACAUCGGGUUCCUGACACUCAUCUUAUCCUCAUUUCUUGUUUAUCUGGUUGAAAAAGAUGUUCCUGAAAAAGAUGCUAAUGGGGUGGAGAUGAAAGAGGAGUUUGAAACCUAUGCAGAUGCACUGUGGUGGGGGCUGAUCACCCUUGCUACAAUUGGAUACGGCGACAAGACCCCCAAAACGUGGGAGGGACGGCUGAUUGCAGCCACCUUCUCUCUCAUUGGAGUGUCUUUCUUCGCUCUUCCUGCAGGCAUUUUGGGGUCAGGGCUGGCACUGAAGGUCCAGGAGCAGCAUCGUCAAAAACAUUUUGAGAAAAGAAGAAAGCCAGCAGCUGAGCUCAUUCAGGCUGCCUGGAGAUACUAUGCUACUAACCCAAACAGGAUUGAUUUAGUUGCUACCUGGAGGUUUUAUGAAUCAGUUGUAUCAUUUCCAUUUUUCAGGAAAGAGCAAUUGGAUGGUACUGCCAGCCAAAAGCUGGGUCUCUUGGAUCGGGUUCGUGGUACCAAUACUAAAGGAAAGCUAUUUACCCCUCUGAAUGUAGAUGCCAUUGAAGAAAGUCCUUCAAAAGAGCCUAAGAAUGUUGUCUUGAAUAAUAAGGAGCGUUUUCGCACUGCAUUCCGAAUGAAAGCAUACGCUUUUUGGCAAAGCUCAGAAGAUGCAGGAACAGGGGAACCCAUGGCAGAAGAAAGAGGCGAGAGUAGUGAUUUCCCUAUGGAAGAUAUGAUCCCCACAUUCAAGACAGCCAUCCGAGCUGUCAGGAUACUACAGUUUCGUCUCUAUAAAAAAAAAUUCAAGGAGACUUUGAGGCCUUAUGAUGUAAAGGACGUGAUAGAGCAAUACUCAGCAGGGCAUCUUGAUAUGCUUUCCAGAAUAAAAUACCUUCAGGCAAGAGUAGAUAUGAUUUUUACACCUGGACCUCCGUCUACUCCCAAGCAUAAGAAAUCCCAAAAGGGAGGAGCUUUUUCUUACCCUUCACAACAGUCUCCCAGAAAUGAACCAUAUGUAGCCAAAGCAUCUACAGCUGAUACUGAAGACCAAAGUAUGAUGGGAAAAUUUGUUAAAGUUGAGAGGCAGGUAAAUGACAUGGGGAAGAAACUGGAUUUUCUUGUUGAUAUGCAUAUGCAUCACAUGGAACAGCUGCAGAUACAAGUUGCUGAGAUAAGUCCAUUGAAAGAAACCGCUUCACCUGCAAGGGAGAAGAGAGAAGAAAACAAAUAUUCUGAAUUAAAACCAAUAAUAUAUAAAUACACUGAGCAGUGUUCUCGUGAAACUCCUUACAACUUCCAGCAGGUUCCAGUCAACAAAGUCAGCCCCUAUGGUUUCUCAGCACGGGGUCACAUGGCUCACUCACAAUCUUUAUCAAAAGGUGGGCAAAACUCUGGCAAACUGCAAGCCGCACCUUCCUCAACUUCAUAUGCAGAAAGGCCAACGGUUUUGCCUAUAUUUACAUUAAUGGACCCCCAGGUUAGCUACCGCUCCCAAGGGGACCUUCAAAGCCCUUACUCAGAUAAGGUGUCCCCGAGGCAGAGAAGGAGCCUGACGAGAGACAGCGAUACUCCAUUGUCCCUUCUCUCUGUCAACCACGAGGAACUGGAGCGCUCCCCCAGUGGCUUCAGCAUCUCCCAGGAGAGAGACGACUUCCCGUUUGGCCCCAACGGGGGGUCGGCGUGGAUGAGAGAGAAACGCUACCUGGCAGAGGGGGAGACAGACACAGACACAGACCCUUUCACACCAAGUGGCUCCAUGCCUUUGUCCUCUACAGGAGAUGGGAUUUCGGAUUCAAUAUGGACCCCAUCAAACAAGCCAGUUUAAAAGUGUGUGUGGGGGCAGUCACUGGUUGACUUCUCCUUGUAAUGUAAGCAUACUUUGUAUAUCUCACUUACUCUACACCCAAAGCUUACUAGUUCAGAACACCAAUGGCUGCAUAAGAUGCAUGUGAUAUUAGUGGUAGUCAUUCUGCACCAUUUCAUACAAUUUACUGAUGCAGUUUUUUUCAUGCUACCAAAACUAAGGAGCUUAGUUUUGAGCAUGGUUUGCAUGACUUUGCCCUAUAUAAAUGGUACAGCUGAUUUCUUCCAUGAUACGUAUCUAUCUGGUACUCUUCAAUACAACGAUGGUGAAUUGAUAACAGACAAGAUACAGUGGUCCUUGCUACAUUUUGUAAUCAGAGCAGCAAAAUAAAAAUAUUUUCAGGAACAAUAUCCCUUUGUGGAAACAUAACAUCUGAAUAAUUUUCCAGUAUAAGCAAAUCAAUCUCUAAUCAACCAAGCCAAAAAUUUCUAAUAUCUAUCUAAAAGCAGGGAAAAAGCUGAGUUAAAAUAUGACCUUAAUGAAUUUUUUUUUUGUGAACUAAAUGAUUCUCAUGUGAUGUCUUAUAUAAUUACCCCUGAAAAACAAUGUUGAAAAGAAAUUAUGGGUAAGAUUUUAAAUCAUCAAAGCCACCUUCUGGGAUCAAUCUUAGUUAGUUAUUUAUUGAAAAAUGUAAAUAGAAAUCCCUCAAACUACUUUGAAAAGCUUCACUAGUGUUUAUAAAAUUGCUCAAAGUAGGAUUUUAAUGCUUUUUUUUAGAAAAUCUUUUGCUAAGUCUAUUUGCUACUUAUGGGCCAAAUUUUCUUUGUUACCAAAAUAAGGCUGUUCAGUGUAGGGAACUCCAGGUUUAUGCACUCCACUCUUCUAUUGACUUAGGUGCUGCUAAGUAAGAUGCAUAAUGUAACUCAGCCUGUUUCCCAAGCUGUUAAUUGGGAGUUACACUUCCACACAUGCUCACAGAUUGAAAGGCUCAAUUCUCUAAUAUUUUCCAAGUGCUUUGAGCUCCUCAAAUGUGCAGAAAAUUGCUGUUCUCUUCCCUGCAAGUCCUACAGUGUGAGAUGCUGCCAGAAUCUGUUUCUCUCUGUUUACCUUUUCUCUUGGAAAUGGAGUGCUCCAGAUCCAUGCAUGUGUGCUAUAUUUAAGAUUAAUGUAUGAAUAAAUGAACACCAUUUUUGUCAUGUGUCCCUGAGCAACAGAGAGAUAAGUACAUUCCCUAGACCUCAGCCAAUUUUUUUUUUUUUUUUUUUUUUUUUAAUGAAAGUUGGAAAUUAUUGAGAAGGAGGAGACCAGGAAAAUCAGUUGUCAGUCAAUGUGUCCAUGAAAUUGCAUCUAUAUGAUGUCCAGCUUGAUGGCUGUACGCUCUUUACAGCUGGUGGAAAAUAAAGGAGCACCAUCAGUGAGCUCAGGGUACAAAAACCAAGGCACACAUCAACUUUAGGAUGAGAUAAAUCUCACCUUUAACUCAGUUAUCUACAAUGACUAAACGUCUGCCAACUUCAAAGAGAGCAGAGGCUGACUUGCUUAGAUGUCAGAUAAUCAGAGAUGACACGAUCAGUGUUGAGGCUCUCACCUCUCCCCCACUGAUCCAAGGCCUCUCUGCCAUGGUUCAUCUCCACCCCACGUCCAGGACCCCUGUCACACGACUUCCCCACUGUGACCAGGGCACUGACCAUCAAAGAUGCAAGGAUUUGGUCCAAAUAAGAUGUUAGAAGAGGGACUUUCUGUAGAGACUGCUUGUAUUGCACUGCAGCUGCACAACUGAGCAUCCUUGGGCAUCCAGUCAGAGGCAAGAACACAUUACUGGGCUUCCCAGUGCUUACUGGGUUUUGCACAGCCCUGGAUAAAAAGCACUCCAAUGGACAAUAUUUUGUUGGGUUUUUCCAGCCAUAGUAAGCUUUUGGUUUAAUUCCUCAGUAUUGUUGACCUCUCAUAACAGUCAUUCCAUCCAGGGACUUUCAGUUCUUUCCCAGAUAUGGGCAUUGCCUUCCUCUUCAUUGUUUGUUCUCUAUUGGAAGAGACAUCUAAAGGAUUAGGAUCUUCUUACUUCGUCUGAUUCUUCAGCUAAAUCAUGAUUCAUCCUUCUGGGAUGGAUCUUCAGAGAGAACAAAUUAUUGCUGUUACUGGAUUAAAUACUGCAGACCAGUUACAGCCUUUGAAGACUGGGCUGAGUUCAUGGAGCUGUUCUGAAGCCAGAAAUUAUGAUGGUAUGAGGCACAAUUUUGGUAAUUACUUAAUUGACAAAAUAGCAUUGAGCUGAAAUAUAAUCUGUGUUUGGCACAGUUUUGUGGUUAAAUUUGCAAAGAAUAAAACUAAAUGACCAAAGUGUAAUUCGUUAUAAUUUGGCAUAUUGGGAAGAAUUCUUUGGCCUUUGCGAUUCUUGGAAAUAUCUGCGUUGUACCUGUUGCAGGCUUUCUGAAAGAGUAAUAGAGGUCUGUGGCAACUUGUGAGAUUUAACCCUCACAUGACAAGAUAAUGGAAAAGAAUAAGUAAUUACUUUAACAUUGCUACACUUCUGAAGUUGAUAUAAGUAUGUGCUAGACAAGCAUGUGUCACUUUUCUUGUAUGUCAAGGGCCUAUCGUUCCUUCUAAUUUCAUCUGAGUUUGGUCCUUUUUAAAUGCUUUCUAGAUCUAAGUAAUCAAAAAUCAAGGCAUUUCAGUAGGGCAUUAGGUCUGAUCUUUUAAGAAAUGGACUCUAAAAGUCUGAUCACUUUGUGAUUGUCUUUGACAGCGGCUAUGCCAUGCAAUUCCCUGUCCAAUUCCCGCUGAAAUCCUUUGGUUCAUGUUUCUGUUCUCUUCCGUGGCAGGCCAUACAAAAAUAAUAAUUUCUCAGUAUUAAACCCAGCUGAAAAUCCUUAAAUAGCCUCCUUAUAAAGAGGUAUGUUCUUUCCAAGAGAAAAUCCAAGCAAGGGCAGAGGCUUGGAUGAAUUCACCUGCACACAGAGUACAGCCCCAGAGAAAGCAGGAUUUGGGCUGUCCUGCACUCAGCACACUUAGCAGCUGAACUGUCUUGAAGUUAGUAUUUUCUCUGGCCUGCAAUCAACAAUUUGCAAUAUGCAUCUUAAAGGUCGGGUAUUUGUCGCGACAAGCCACACCAUCAAAUAUAUAAUGAUGCCAGAUAAGAUCUGCCUCUUCUUAAAAAGCACUGGUGAUAAACUCAGCAAGAUCCUCUGCAGUAGACAUCUGUGGGUCCUGUGAAGGGGAUCCAAGAAAUGAGACAGAGAGAUCUCGUUAGCUUAUUUUAAUAUCUAUUUUUCCUUCUUAGCGCUGAAACUGGUUACUUCUCUGUUCAUAAGGGUGCUGUUCUUAGCAGCUCUCUGCCCUUUACAUCAUCAGGUUUAAAAAAAAAGCAUCCAUCAGUUCUGCUGACAACAGAUACAUGUCAAGGUUCCACCAACAAGGUGAGAUCUGGAGACCAUCCCUCAUCUGGGCUGUGCACACAAAUUUCAUCAGACUCCAGUCAGGGUGUGUCCAGGCAGUGCAUCCACCUUUGAACUGCAGUUUGUGCUGGCCACAGAUACUGGACAAAGCAAAAUAAACUAUGUGUGAUCCCAGUAACAUUAAGAAGGUCAAGACUUGUUUCUACACCCAAGAAAUCUCUAUUCACUAUUUCAAUUGAGAAAGGCAUCUGGGUCACUAAUAGUCUUCGUAAUAGGAGUUAAUUAGGUUUAUGCCUUCCUCUGCAUGGUGUUUCAGUUGAAGAGUUAUCAGUUCUCUUUGGGUCAGAUCUUUGUAGCAUCUUGAGUGACACUAGCACUUUGUUUGCAUGUACUUAACAUUAAAAAGUAUUAAUGACUUUGAUGACUCUCAUCUCAUUUCAGGCCUUGAGAUAUUUUUCAUAAUUUGAAACUGAGGAGCAUUUCUCUGCUCUCCUUGAAGUAAGUUAGAAACCUUCUCACAGUGAUGCACUGGGAGUAGGGCUAGGUUAUAAUCUGCCUUUAUUUAUAAAUUUCCUUGUGAAGGACAGCACUGAUCUUGAGACAUUUUUCUUGGCUACAUUUUGAGAGUGAUUUUCAGUCCCUAACAAAUGCCACAUGCCUGGAAGUUUUCAAAAAGGUGAAUCUGUGUUUACAUUGUGUGCCUCUCUUUGCAGCAUUAUUAGCAAUUAAGCUUCUUCAUUUUAGAUGCAAACUGGGACUAUUUGAUUAAGGCAAAAGCGAAUGCUUAGUUGAAGUAUGAAGGUAUGAUAAAUGUGGUUUAUUCUGUACUUAAGGAGCUGGCACUUAAAAAAAAAAAAUCUAGUCAGGUAAUGGCUAUUGUCCUUGCCUUGGCUUUUCCCUGCCCUAAAUUUAUCAGUCUGGCUCAUAUCAAAAUAAAAGGGAAUCCAACCCAUGGAGAGAUUGAUUAGCAAGUCCCUAAAUGGACUUUGGAUAUAUUUGCUCUGUUUUAUCCGUAACGUUGCUGCAUUAUUACGGUCCAGAGUGGAAAUAGUUUAAUUUUUUUCUGCUGCAAAUGGUGGCCCAUAAGUGCUGCAAACUAAAGCCCCCCUGACACUGGGGUAGCAGGGCUGCUGCCUGGUGGUCCAGCCAGUUUGCAAGAUCACAGCCUAAAGCAACCAGAAGAGGCAGAGUAAGGAGCACUCCUCAUCCCUGCUGGGAGCCCAGCUGCUGCAGAGGUGUCACAUCUGCUUAGGUAAGAACUAAAUCCAACCUGCUCACUGCAGAGAGUGUGAGGAGAGUAGGGUCUGGAUUCCUUGCACCCCACAGCCCCCAUCACUAAGCUCUGGGUGCAUAAGAGCUGCAAACCUAAAUUUCCUACAGCACCUCAUGAAUUUGGUGGGAUGUCACUUUUAUCAAGAGCUCAGCUGGAUAUGAGUGUUCAACUUGAAGAUGAUUUUAAGAGGAGCAGAGGAAAAGGGGGCAUUUUCUGGUGAUUUUUAGUUGGGCACUCUGGGGAUGAAGAUCCUGGGUAUCACUUUUCCUUCUGGUUUUUUAGGCUGUAAGUUUUGGUCUUUCCCAAUUCAGCUUUGAUUAGCUUCCCUCUGAAGUUAACUUAAGCAAAAUACUGAAAAUGGGAUCCUAUUUCCAUCAUGAAGAACACGCUGAGACUGAAGGUUACAUAGCUAACUGCAUUUUGUUUUCUAGUUAUGGCAUCUUAUUAUUACUAGUAUUUGUGCCUUGCUCACUGAAAUCUUCUCCAUGCUACAAAGAUGCUUUUCAGAUUCUGGCUGACAAGGGAACACAACUUUUAUACAAGUGGCCUUUAGUGCUCUUUAUAAUAUUAUUUAUUGUAAUUUUUAAACUGUAUGUGUAAUUUCUAUUCUGGCACUGUCCAAUAUUUGAACAAAUUUAAUAUGUUUAUUUCAAUAUAUUAUGCAAACAAUACUUCUUAACUGAUUUUUUUUAUGUUCUGUCUUUAAAAACUGCACCACUUAUUAAUAAAUAGAAAUUUCAAUUA